Messenger RNA from Penicillium cataractarum, 939 nucleotides. RefSeq lists its product as uncharacterized. The record is from RefSeq and is a predicted model, not a curated record. The coding region runs from base 1 to 939 and encodes 312 amino acids. NCBI's taxonomy places the organism in Eukaryota, Fungi, Ascomycota, Eurotiomycetes, Eurotiales, Aspergillaceae. The transcript is spliced from 4 exons.
AUGCUUCUUCAACUUCCAGACGAAAUCCUCUGCCUCAUUUCCACGCAGUUAGAACAUCAACAGGAUCGCCUGCACCUGGCAUCCUCAUGUCGACGACUGUAUAUUGCACUGCACCGGACCAUCUUCGUCAAAUUCCUCUACACGAUAGUCCGAAACCCCAAACUCGCGAGCGCAGUCCACGUGCUGUUCUUGGGCUUCUGGACGACUAAGGCGACCUACGAAAAUCAUGGUUAUCCAAGCGCUGUCAAUUUUGACCGCGACAUCAGGGAAAGACUAGUCCAAGAAGCAGCUAGUGACAGUUCCCGACAAGAAAAAUGGAUCAAAGACCUCGAGUGUGGAAUAACGGAUGCCUGGCUGGCCCUGAUUAUUCCUCGGCUGAACAAUCUGCGCGAAAUCAGCCUUCCCUGGUCUGAUUGUGCAGAAUACAUUCCUGGCAUGUUCAUAGAUGCGGCCAAGUCAGGGACCCCCGUCUUCCCGCAUCUCGAGGAGGCCUGGACCAUGCCGUGCUACAUGGUGUUUACGUCAGAGACUGAAUUGAUGCUGCCGUUCUUAACGCAGCCGAUGGCAGACCUGGAUACGAUCCUGCAGGGCGUUGAAAACAUUCCGAAUCAGCGACGGCGGGUCCAUGGUACCUACAAGUCAUCCAACCUGAGGAGACUUUAUGAGGCUCUCUUAUUCCACAAGACAACAUUACAAGUGAUUUACGUCUUGAUGAGCUUCACGAACUUGGAAGUUCUACAUAUUUCUCCCUACACCAUUGUGGAAAUGGAUGAUAAUGACAUGCCGACGCAAAGUUUAGUUGAUCGACUUCCAACUUCAUUGGAGUUCUUAUCCAUACCAUAUUUUAACGAGGAUUGGCUGGAUUGGGUGCUCGAUGAGUGUGAGCUCCUGCUGGAUUUGAAUGUCUGCCCAAAACUCAAGACCAAAUAUUUGUAUUGA